AUGGAAUGUACAGAAAAGCAAUAUAGUACAGACAAAGGAAAAAAUGGAAAAAACGAAAAAAACGAUAUUUAUAAAAAGGAGAGAAAGUGUUGUAUUUGUAUGGUAAGUGAUUUUUUUUACCCAAAUUUAGGAGGAAUAGAAACACAUAUAUUUGAAUUAUCCAAGCACUUAAUAAAGAAAGGAUUUAAAGUAAUAGUAGUAACUCACUGCUAUAAUAAUAGGAAUGGUGUAAGAUGGAUGGGUAAUGGAAUAAAAGUGUAUUAUUUACCUUUGGAAACUUACAUGGAUGUUGUAACAUUUCCGAAUAUAAUUGGCACUUUGCCAUUGUGUAGAAAUAUUUUAUAUAGGGAAAAGGUUGACAUUGUCCAUGGGCAUCAGGCAACGUCCUGUCUGGCGCACCAGUUCAUCCUUCACGCAAAAUCGCUGGGAUUAAAGACGAUAUAUACCGACCAUUCAUUGUACAGUUUUUCAGAUAAGGGAUGUAUACAUGUUAAUAAAUUAUUAAAAUAUUGCAUAAAUGAUGUCGAUCAUAUUAUAUGUGUUUCUCAUACAAAUCGUGAAAAUUUGGUUUUGCGAACAGAAAUAAAUCCAUAUAAAACAUCAGUAAUAGGUAAUGCACUUGACACAAAGAAAUUUAUUCCAUGCAUUAAUAAAAGACCCAAAUAUCCUAGAAUUAAUAUUAUAGUCAUAAGUAGAUUAACAUAUAGAAAAGGAAUUGAUCUAAUUGUUAAGGUUAUUCCUUUAAUAUGUAAGAAAUACCCUUUUAUAAAAUUUAUUAUUGGAGGUAAUGGACCAAAGAGAGUACUAUUAGAAGAAAUGAGAGAAAAAUAUCAUCUACAUAAUUCUGUUGUAUUGUUAGGAAAAGUAAAACAAAAUAAAGUAAAAAAUGUUUUACAAACAGGACAUAUAUUUUUAAAUGCUUCUUUAACUGAGGCUUUUUGUAUAGCUAUUAUUGAAGCAGCUAGUUGUGGUUUACUUGUUAUCUCAACUGAUGUAGGAGGUAUAUCGGAAGUAUUACCGCAUGAUAUGAUGAUAUUGUCAAAACCUAAUCAUAUCGAUUUAUGUAAAGCAGUUGAUAUUGCUUUGGAUAUGGUGAAGGGUGUUGACUCGAAUGCAUUUCACGAGAGGCUAACUAAAAUGUACUCAUGGGAAAAGGUCGCUGAUAAGACAGAAAAGGUAUACAUGGACGUUUUAUCGUACGCAAAUAACACAAUCCUAAGUAGGAUCCGAAAAAUAUAUAACAUCAACACUGUCUUUAGUAAAGUUUAUAUUAUCCUAAUAAUGUUAAGUUACAUAUACUGUCAGCUGCUGGAGUGGCUUAAGCCCAGAAAGGACAUAGAAGAAGUUGUAAGCUUUCCUCACUUAAUUGAGGAAGAAUAA
Molecule: messenger RNA, 1380 nt
Organism: Plasmodium malariae
Lineage: Eukaryota; Apicomplexa; Aconoidasida; Haemosporida; Plasmodiidae
Gene: PIGA
Product: phosphatidylinositol N-acetylglucosaminyltransferase subunit A, putative
Exons: 7
Coding region: 1-1380 (459 amino acids)
Biological process (GO): GPI anchor biosynthetic process
Cellular component (GO): glycosylphosphatidylinositol-N-acetylglucosaminyltransferase (GPI-GnT) complex
Molecular function (GO): phosphatidylinositol N-acetylglucosaminyltransferase activity
Source: RefSeq, a predicted model, not a curated record